GUACCUCUUCACCUUAGGUUAUCCCCACAACAACCGAGCAACGGGGCCGAUGCUAGACGCCUUCCGUCAUAGUCGGUUGUUGGGGAAGGCUGUAGGCAAGCGUGUGAUAGCCGAUGCCAGCCAGGAACCUCUCCAACCAUCCGGACAAGCCGCCAGAGCAAUGGUGACCUAGGAAUUUUGCGCCGGGCCUGGAUAAUUGGUUUGUGAGAUCAAGGGGAGCUCAUCCAUCUCUUCCGAGUUCAUCUUGUCUUAAACAUUCACGAUGCCACACCGUUCUACCUUUCCCCCGCUCAGAAUUCCCGAUGGGAUUGACCUCUGGUCUUUCCUUCUCGGGCAUCGGCACAGAGACUUUCCAGUGACCAAGGAGAUCUUGACCUGCGGCGAGACGGGCCGCUCGUAUAGUUGGGCUGACGUGCGCAGCGCUUCCAUUGAGUUCGGCAAGGGGUUGAAGGCCCGCUGGGGCUGGAAGAAGGGCCAUGUGCUGGCCUUCUAUACUCCCAACUCUGUUGAUACGCCCAUCCUCACCCUAGGUGCCCUCUGGGCAGGCGGCGUUGUCUCGCCUGCUAAUCCGCUCUACACCGUGGACGAGCUUGCCUUCCAGCUCAGGCAUUCCCGCGCCAAGGGCCUCGUCACCCAGGUUGCUUACCUCGAGACUGCCAUAGCAGCAGCGAAAAAGGCAGGCCUUCCGCUAGACCGCGUCAUCCUCUUGGGUGCUCAACGGGACCCAUCGGGCCGGCAGCGUCACUUCUCCAGCAUCCGCAGCAUCAGCUACACGGGCCGCUACGCCAAGGCCAAGAUCAAUCCCAAGACAGAUCAUGCCUUCCUCGUCUACAGCUCUGGAACCACCGGGCUGCCCAAGGGCGUCAGCCUUUCGCACUACAACAUGGUGGCCAAUGUGCUCCAGGCCGCCUACGUCGAGGGCAGCCAGUGGCGGUCCCAGGGUGGUGUCGACGGCAAGGGUGAUAAGCAGCUCGGCAUACUGCCCUUCUUCCACAUAUUCGGCCUGACAUGCUGUGUGCUCAUGUCUCUCUACUCGGGCUGGCAGCUCGUCGUGUUGGAGCGGUUCGACAUGGACAAGGCUCUGCAGGCCAUUGAGAAGUAUGGGAUUACUUUUGCCUACGUGCCACCGCCUAUUAUCCUGGCGUUUGGGAAGCACCCUGCUGUGGACAGCUAUGAUCUGAGUUCGCUCAAGGUUCUUCACUCAGGCGCGGCGCCCCUGACGAGGGAGCUCACCGAUGCGGUGUGGAAUCGGCUGAAAGUCCCGGUGAAGCAGGGCUAUGGCCUGUCCGAGACGAGCGCCGUGGUGUGUUGCCAAGUGGUGGAUGAAUGGGCGAAAUUCAUGGGUUCGGUCGGGAAGCUGAUGCCGAAUAUGGAGACCAAGCUUGUCGGGGAGGACGGCAAGGAGGUUGCAAAGGGCGAGCCAGGCGAGCUGUGGCUCAAAGGGCCUAACGUCUUCUCAGGGUAUUUUGAGAAUCCUGAGGCUACCAAAGCGGCAUUCUCGCCCGACGGCUUCUUCAAGACCGGUGACGUCUUUCGCCGCGACCAACACGGCAACUAUUACUGCGUGGAUCGCCUUAAGGAGCUGAUCAAGUACAGUAAGUCAAAGCGGUCUCACCCACUCUCUUUUCUCGGGCAGAUAUCGCUUACAGCGCUGUCACCUAGACGGCUAUCCUGUCCCACCAGCCGAGCUAGAGGGCAUCCUGGUAGGCCACAAAGACGUUGCAGAUGCGUGUGUUAUCGGCGUCGACGAUCCUGCCCACGCAACCGAGGUGCCGCGAGCCUACGUAGUCCUUCGUGAGGGCGUCGAAGCCAGCGACGUCAAGGCGCAAGCUCUUUUGGACUGGGUAGCUGCGCGAGUGGCGCCACACAAGAAGCUCCGUGGAGGUGUACGCUUCGUUAGAGAGAUUCCCAAAUCGCCCAGUGGCAAGAUCCUCAGAAGAGUGAUGAGAGAGCAGGCCAAGAAGGAGCAACGGGCCCUGGGAGCCAAGCUGUGACAGCUGUCUCUUCAGAUCGCCUUGUAGGCCCGACUCGAGAGCCGAAAUAAUGAUACAUCUUAGUUCUAGUCCGAAUCCUGGUCGACCGAAAUAUAUGAACCCCGUCUA
Molecule: messenger RNA, 2102 nt
Organism: Canariomyces notabilis
Lineage: Eukaryota; Fungi; Ascomycota; Sordariomycetes; Sordariales; Chaetomiaceae
Product: acetyl-CoA synthetase-like protein
Exons: 3
Coding region: 263-1798 (511 amino acids)
Biological process (GO): secondary metabolic process
Molecular function (GO): CoA-ligase activity
Source: RefSeq, a predicted model, not a curated record